AGUCAUAAGUUAACGUAUUUACCACUUUGGUCUUCAUUGUUCUCCAUUUCUCAAUUUCCCCAAUUUUCUUCUCAAAUCCACCUCUUUCAAAAAUAUUCUGUGGACUCCGAGACGACAAUCAAAUGAACAAUCACUGACAGGAAUUUUGUGAUUAGCACCAACCGAGAAGUGUCAUCGACGGUCACGAUAAAAAAUGAAUUCCCCGUACCUCGCGGCAAUCCAGAGGAUCCCGGGAUUAUCCCCAGGUGAAAAAUUUCUCGCCCUGAACAAAGCCGCGGCGUCCGUCGUCUCCUCAAAAUUGAAAGACCCCUCAAUCUGCCCUGAGCUUGAGUUGAAGUCCCUUGGCAUUCCAGAGCCCCUGAUUCCCUUGGCACAGGUCGAAGUUGCGAAGGGCCUCCGAGACCCAGAGGGCCUGAUCCAGGCCCUUAGAUCAGAAGAUGAGCUAGUUUUUGAGCGUGCCCUGACUGCAAAAUGGUUUUUCGAUGGCAGCAAUCCCGAGGUCACAAAUCCCCAUUUCUACGGACUCCACAUCUUUCCCCACAUCUCCCUGAACCACCGGAGGAUACUUGUGAAGAAAUUAUCCGUCUCUUUAGCCUACAACGGGGACAAAUCGGGCCUUGCCGAGAGCUUUUACUCGGAAUUGAGCUGGAAGUAUGGUAAAAAAUGCGGGGAACCUCUGUUGAUUGCUUGCAGUGAGGGUUUCAUUCGAAAACUCAUCGUAGAAGAGCGCCAAGUUGCCCUCAGUAUUCGUUUUGUACAAAUUAUUUACCAGCGCCACCCCAAUGUUAUCAUCGAUUAUUUGAAAUUGACCGGCUCAAAGAAGGCAAAACACAGUAUGGUGGACGUCGAUCUUUUUUAUUACUCGGAUUUUUUACCGACGAUGAUGAAAAAAAACAUGAACAGCUUUGUCGAGAUAAUUGAGAUGCAUGGGAGUUCAUGGGAGAUUCAAUUCAGUCGGAAGCGAACCGAGUUAUUCAUGAAACAGGGGAUUGAAGCUCUCGUUCGCAGUCCCAGGGCGUUUCUGCCAAUGAUGCCGUUGAAGGUCACUGGAAAAUUGUCGAGAGAGCAAUUCCGGUUGAUGUUCAGAAAUUUGUUCCCUAAGGAAAUCCACGAAUUCCAAUUUAGGAAGAUGUUUGGCUAUUUGGAGUUCUGUCAGGAAGAGGACAAGAUAGGAAUAUUGCUGGAAACUUUUCGGGAGGUUUAUGGGUCGAAUCUGCUAGAGUCUAAGGACCAGGUAACCCCGGAGGUAAUGAGGGCAUUGCCUGUAGAGGAAAGGGUGAGACAGGCGAGAAGAAAGCUCGAAGUAGAUCAGGACUGGCACCUUGGACAAAACUGGCAACUCAAAAACUCAUGGAGAUGUUAUCUGUUGGUUGACGAGUCCAUUCCUUUGAUCAAAACGCAGAUUGGUCGGAGUUCGAAUGUGAACGACAGGAGGGAUCUGAUGCAGCAGUUGAUCUACACUUGCGCUGUUAAUGAGGAUAAGGGCGCGCUGCUGGAGGUGCUCAAAUACAUCUGCGUCAGGCACAAGAACGAGCAGCCUUGGAUGCUUCUGGAGGUCUUGGCGAUCAUUCCGGAUAAUUUCCAGGUACAGGACCUCACUGUUGACCACUGGGUGCUCCUGGACGAUAUCAUCCAACUGCUCCACAUGAAGAAUCAACUGCAGAGCAGAGUAUACAGUUCCGAGAAUAUUAUCACCACUGGGAUCCAUUUCCGCUUCAUCAAUGAUCUGCCGAUCGAUGAGAAAAUCGAUCUUUUGAUCGAGCUCUACCGCAAUUCUUGGAGACCAACCUGGAAUAUUGUAAAGGAGAAUCCAAACUGCGAGCGAAAAUGUCUGGAGAGCUUUCUAGAGAAGAUCGGGAGAAAAUACCCGGAGAACCACAAGGUCUGGGAGGGAGAGUGGUCUCGGACAAAUAUUACGACGUUCCUCGUGGAGGCAGUCAAUAGUUUCAACACGAGGAAUUCAGAAAACAAGAAAUCAGAGUUGGAAAAUUUGUCUCUAAGGAGCUAUCCCUGGCUGAUACUCGUCCUGGAGAAGAUUCUGAACGACAAGGACGAGCCGCAGUGGGAGAGAACGAGGCUGUCUGGCUUACUGAAGGACACAGACAAGGAUUUGUGGGACGCUAUUGUCUCAGACAAGUCCCUGGAGAACUCCGCCAUUGACAUGCGUUCUAUAAAAAUCAUCGUUCUCCUCAAAAGAAAUCCGAAAGAGAUCUUAGAAAAUUGGGAGAGUUAUUUGAAUAGUGUAUAUGUUAACAUAAACUCAAGGCUUGUUCAAAGAUUCUUGAGAUCCUGUCGGUGGCACCAGGAGUUGCCCAUUAAAUUCUCUGAAAAAACCCUGAGCAGUUUCGAGACUGAGAGAGGUGACGGGAACAUUAUAAUUUUGUCACUUUUGUACGAAGGUGAAUCUUUUGAGCGCUUAAUCACCCCCUUCAUUCCGAAGAAAUCCACAAUCGAUCCCAAGAACGAUGAGAAGACGGACGUCCGCUUAUUGUUUACCAUUCCCAUGGCAUUCAAUCUGGUGAACCCUCCAGUUUCCUUGGACGUUAUCCUGAAGUUUUGCAUCGGAGAUUAUAUUCACUCGAUUAUUAACUGCUUUGCGACUGUAGGUCGACGUGUAUCAGCUGACAAAGUAAUCGCAUUCUGCAGGAAAUUAAUGGAAAAGGGUGUGUCAAUCAAGAAGCACGGGAUUAGAUUGUUUGUCAGGGUCGCGAAGAUUGAUGAAAUAACUGAUAUGUUAAGGGAUCAAUUGAGAAAAGACAAGCACCGAUCAAUUAGGGCCAUCGUUUACAAAUCGAUCCUGGAAUUAUUCGUGAACCAACCCAGUCAGGACAUCUGGGGGAUCCUCGUAGAAGCUGUUAACGAUCUCAGAGGGGACGACGAUUCUAUCAAGUCUUUAGCAACUAUCACAAAGAUUCCUGACGAGUUCCUUGCUGACUAUGUCAAGAUGCUGCUUAGAGCCAUCAGAAGACUGGAAGGGAUGGAAGGAGGACUCAGCAGAGAGCAGGCACUAGCCACGUUCAGUGAUAUCCUCUACUCCAUUAUUAAUGUUGUUGAUGUCUUCCCAGAAGAGCUACAUCACUUCAUUCUGAAGGAAUUUUUCUUCGAUUUGUCGCAACCUCAUUACGCGUUGUCCAAUAGCAUGCAGAAUUAUGUCAUUUGCGGAUACCUGGAGAAGGCUGGGGACAACCUGGGGGAACGUCUGAUAUAUUUUCAAACGUUAUUGGCGGAGGUCAUCGUGAAGUACUGGGAUGCUGAUGGCGACAAGCCAGGAAAAGCGCUCCUCGGGAAUUAUUUCGUUUUUCAGCUGUCUCAUAUAAUUAGGCCACUGAUCUCACCUGUCGCUAAGACCGUUGCGGAUGCCUUAUUCACGACGAUCUUCUCGGUGCUUCGACCACAGCAAGAACCCACGUGCUAUUUAUAUCUGAUCUUUACUUCUGCGUUUGACAAACCAUUGUCUCCCAAGGAUUUUGCUGGGAAAAUCCUUGAGAUUCUGCCUAGUCUCGUCAAUGCACUCUCCAGGGAGUCUCUGCCUCUUAUCGCUAAGGCUCUGUUUUCGUUCAUCGAGUUGAGGAUCAGCCACGGCCAGGGGGAUGUUACGGUGUUGGAGAUUAUGGAGGAAAUAACGGAACUUGGGGAUGUGGACUUCACGAUCAUGGCGUCGAUCAUGCUAGCGUCUUGUUCUCGAUUUACAUGCGAGUCACGAUUUUGGAGAGUUGUGAGGAAACUGCAGAAACAUCGCGAUCCGGCUGUCGUCGCAAAUGUCUACUCCUAUGUGAAUCAACUGGAGCCGAAGUAAUUGAGAGAACUUACCUCAUGGAAAUCUGUUGUACUCAUGGAUCAAUGAACAAACCGCUAUGCACAAUUUUCACAAUAAUUUCUGUCUCCUUACGAGUUGCAGACUUGUGUUUUGAACCUUGAAAAUACAGGACUAACACACACUUUAUUUUUCUAUGUUUGCAAAAAAAUUCUGGUAAAUAUUACGCGGAAAGUAACAUUAGCAUGUAAUUAUGAAAAUUCUAUUGUGAUAAUAAAUCUUGCCUUUCAGAUAUUUAUAAAAUUUUGCGGUCGAGUUUGGCAAAAAAAAAAGUUAAAAUUAUCAUACUUGAUCGGACAA
Fopius arisanus is the source of this 4114-nucleotide messenger RNA. RefSeq lists its product as uncharacterized. Lineage: Eukaryota; Metazoa; Arthropoda; Insecta; Hymenoptera; Braconidae. Bases 194 to 3796 code for a protein of 1200 amino acids. The transcript is spliced from 2 exons. The record is from RefSeq and is a predicted model, not a curated record.